Molecule: messenger RNA, 1376 nt
Organism: Stegodyphus dumicola
Lineage: Eukaryota; Metazoa; Arthropoda; Arachnida; Araneae; Eresidae
Product: RAB6A-GEF complex partner protein 2
Source: RefSeq, a predicted model, not a curated record
CGCACAUAUGCUUGAUUUUUCGCCCAUCGGUGCAGAAAGACUUAGCGGGUGCAAAACAAGACAUCUAACUACUUUGUCUGUUUGUCUAACGUUUUUUCAAUUAAUUAACAAUCAGUAAUCGAACGAUGAUAGAAGUUCAUGCAAGAUUACCACAUGGAUCUGUUUUUCUUGCUGGCGAAGUGGUUGAAUGCCAUGUCACAUUUCGAAGCCCUUUUAAAUAUUCUCAGAAACAGAGUCACUCUAAUAAUGAUUUAGAAGAAGUUCUUGCCUGGGCUAGUGCUCAGAUUCAUUGCCAAUGUACUGUUGAUGAUGCAUUAGUGAAAUUUCCUGCCACUGCUUCACAAGAAGAAUUAGCUACAGCUUCUCAAGACACUUCUUUUAUACCAUGUCGAGGUGAAAGUGGCCAUGUUGUGCUAUCAACAAAACCAAAAAUAUUAUUCUGUGACUUAAAACUUUUACCAGGUGAAAGUAAAACUUAUGUCUACCGAGAAACAAUUCCUAAUAAUGCCCCUCCAUCUUAUAGAGGACAGUGCGUUAAAUAUGCAUACAAAAUCACUGUUGGAACUCAACGAGUAAAUGCAGUUAUCAAACUGUUGAAAAUACCCAUAAGAGUGCUUGUUUUAUACGGUGUUCCAGAUAGUCAUUUAUUAGCUGAAAGUGAAGAAUUACAGGUUGCACCUGCUAAUCCAUUUCUUCAAAGUCAGCAGAAACAGCCUACCAUUUCUUCAACUUUGCAGCUAUUAGAAGCCAUUACUGCUCGACGAAAUCCAAGUUAUUACAAUAUCACCAAUCAAAAUGGGAAAGUUGUUAGAUUUUGCUUGCUCAAAUCUGCUUAUCGGCUAGGGGAAGAUAUUAUUGGAGUAUUUGACUUCAGUAAAGCUACUGUAAAAUGUGUUCAGUUUUCAGUUACAUUAGUCAGUGAAGAAGAGUUACAAGAAAAUUGCAAGGGUAGAGCAAAACAGAAUGUUACAACAGUUGCAUAUAAUAAGCACCAUGAAUUUUCUUUACAUGUGAGCCUCACUCAAAUCAUACUUCCUAUUCCAUUAACAAUUACCCCAGCUUUUAGUACUAAUAUUGUAUCAUUAAAAUGGAUGCUACAUUUUGAAUUUGUGACAACUAAUGCACUGCCUACGAUGCCAGAAGCUAGUAGCUCAUCUGAGAAUAUUUCUUGGCAAGGUCCAGCCACUUUAGAUGUACAAACUAUGGUAUGGGAUCUGCCCAUAGAUAUUUAUCCAACUCACCCUCUUCAAGUGGCCCAUGGCCUACCAUCCAAACUGGACCACAUGAUAACAAUUUAAUUUAUAUUGCUAUUGUUUUAAGGAAUUUUAUUACUAUAAAAAUGGUGUAUAAUAUAUAUAUAUAUAUAUAUAUAUAAU